AUGAGUACGUUAGAGACAGAGAUUAAACUCGAGCUUAAGGCUUGGGAGUAUGGCUUCAAGAAACAAAAUGGGAGAAAUCCUGAUAAAGAUGAUAUAAAGAAGAAUCCAGAGAUUUGUAAAGUUAAAGUGAUUCCACAAUUUCAUACACCUCACAAGACUUCAUCACCAAUGAAAGAACCUGAAACUCCAUUAGAUGUUGAUGAAUUGGGACCAACACCACAAAUGAAUGGUCGUGUACUUGGAUUAUUUGAAGUUAUAACAAGUCCCAAAACAACACCUCAGGCUCAAACCACAGUUAAAAAGGAAAAUAUUACAUUAACACCAGCAAAGAAAACUCUUGAUUUCUCCAAAGCUGUUGAUAUGGAAGACGAAGAAGAAGAAGAGGAGCAAAAUUUUAAUGAUGACUUUAAAACACCACAGAAACCCAAGGUUUCACCUGUAAAUAACAUACAACAAACUCCUGCAUAUUUGAAACCUGGUGGUUCAAAAGAUAUAACUGCUUCACCAUCUCCAUUAGCAUCACAAAGGAUUAGAAAAGGGUUAUCAACAAUAAUUAAUGAGUUCCGUGAUAUACAGGCUGAACUAAAAUAUGGUGACUUUGAUGAAGAUGAAUUAGAUAUAGGACCACUUGCAGAUAUAGAUGAAGAAGGUGAAGAAAAUGAGGAAGAAGAAGAUGAAAAUCAACCAAAACGUGUAUAUAAGAAGAAGAAAACACAAAAAAGAACAACAAGAAGAUAUGUUAUUAAAUCACGUCCAAAUACUGAUCAAGAUUUAAUGAAUGGGAAAGAUAUUAGAGCUGAAAUGGAAAAAAUUGAAAAAACAAAGAAUGAAGAAGUUGAAUCUGAAGAAUCUGAAGAAUGGUCAGAUGGACCUGAUGAAUUUAUACCCAAAGCUCGUUCAGUUGAAGAUGGACAGAAAAGAGUUGCACAAGGUAAUAAUUUCAAAAGACUUAAAAUUCGUGAUAAAGCAGGUUCAAAACGUAAUUUUGGUAGACGUAGUAGAGGUUACUAA
Hansenula ciferrii is the source of this 1011-nucleotide messenger RNA. RefSeq names its product Sld2p (gene SLD2). The record is from RefSeq and is a predicted model, not a curated record. Gene Ontology annotation, molecular function: single-stranded DNA binding; DNA replication origin binding. The transcript has 2 exons. The coding region runs from base 1 to 1011 and encodes 336 amino acids. NCBI's taxonomy places the organism in Eukaryota, Fungi, Ascomycota, Saccharomycetes, Phaffomycetales, Wickerhamomycetaceae. Gene Ontology annotation, biological process: mitotic DNA replication preinitiation complex assembly; DNA replication initiation; DNA replication. Gene Ontology annotation, cellular component: DNA replication preinitiation complex.